AUGGCCGACACCAUGAUCAAGCCCGAAGAGCCCCAUAAUGCUGGCACCAUUGAGUUGAAGGAUAACACCGUGAUCGUUGUCCUCGGAGCUUCUGGAGAUCUGGCAAAGAAGAAGACGUUCCCAGCACUAUUCGGCCUUUACCGCAACCAAUUCCUACCAAAAGACAUCAAGAUCGUCGGAUAUGCGCGAACGAAGAUGGACCAUGAGGAAUACCUCAAGCGGGUUAAGUCUUAUAUCAAGACGCCAACGAAGGAUAUGGAGCAGCAACUGCAAGAUUUCUGCAGCGUCUGCACAUACGUAUCUGGACAAUACGACAAGGACGAGUCGUUUGUGGAAUUGGAGAAACAUAUGGCGGAGCUUGAGAAAGGCCGAAAGGAAGCCAACCGGAUCUUCUACAUGGCGUUGCCACCCAGCGUUUUCACUACGGUUUCCCAGCAUUUGAAGAAAAAUUGCUAUCCCACGAAUGGUAUUGCCAGAAUUAUCGUCGAGAAGCCGUUCGGAAAAGAUCUUGCAAGCUCGCGAGAGUUGCAGAAGGCUCUGGAGCCAAACUGGCACGAAGACGAGAUUUUCCGUAUUGAUCAUUAUCUCGGAAAGGAGAUGGUCAAGAACAUUUUGAUCCUGAGAUUUGGAAAUGAAUUCUUUGGAGCCACAUGGAACCGCAAUCACAUUGACAAUGUCCAGAUCUCUUUCAAGGAACCGUUCGGAACAGAGGGACGAGGUGGUUACUUCGACGAAUUUGGAAUCAUCCGAGAUGUUAUGCAGAACCAUCUGCUCCAAGUCCUGACUCUGCUUGCCAUGGAAAGACCAAUCUCUUUCUCUGCAGAAGAUGUUCGUGAUGAGAAGGUCCGAGUUCUUAGAGGAAUUCCAGCAAUUGAACCAAAGAAUGUCAUCAUUGGCCAAUACGGCAAAUCGCUCGACGGUAACAAGCCAUCGUACAAAGAGGAUGAUACUGUUCCUAAGGAUUCGAGAUGUCCCACAUUCUGUGCUAUGGUGGCAUUCAUCAAGAAUGAGAGAUGGGAUGGAGUUCCAUUCAUUUUGAAGGCCGGUAAGGCUCUCAAUGAGCAGAAGACUGAGAUCAGAAUUCAAUUCAAGGAUGUCACCUCUGGUAUCUUCAAGGAUAUCCCACGGAACGAGCUUGUUAUGCGGAUUCAACCAAACGAAAGUGUCUACAUCAAGAUGAACUCGAAGCUGCCCGGUUUGAGCAUGCAAACUGUUGUCACCGAACUGGACCUGACCUACCGCCGCCGUUUCUCCGACCUCAAAAUUCCUGAAGCCUACGAAUCUCUAAUCCUCGAUGCACUUAAGGGUGAUCACUCUAACUUCGUUCGUGACGACGAGCUGGACGCCAGUUGGAGAAUAUUCACUCCGCUCCUCCACUACCUCGAUGAUAACAAGGAAAUCAUUCCCAUGGAAUACCCAUACGGAUCGCGUGGCCCUGCCGUUUUAGACGACUUCACUUCAUCUUACGGAUACAAAUUCAGCGAUGCCGCUGGCUACCAGUGGCCAACCACUCAAACACAACCAAACAAGUUGUAA
This is a messenger RNA of Mollisia scopiformis, 1536 nucleotides long. Its product is annotated as glucose-6-phosphate dehydrogenase. Lineage: Eukaryota; Fungi; Ascomycota; Leotiomycetes; Helotiales; Mollisiaceae. Gene Ontology annotation, biological process: pentose-phosphate shunt, oxidative branch; glucose metabolic process. Gene Ontology annotation, cellular component: cytosol. Bases 1 to 1536 code for a protein of 511 amino acids. Gene Ontology annotation, molecular function: NADP binding; glucose-6-phosphate dehydrogenase activity. The record is from RefSeq and is a predicted model, not a curated record. The transcript has 6 exons.